CUGCUUUUUGAGGUGACCUUCACAUUAGCAAUGGCGGAAGAGUAUCGACAGCGCCUAGACAACAAUGUGGAGAAGCUAGUGGAGAACUUCAAGGGGCUGAUUAAGACAGCCAAGAUCAAGGACCCAGCCAACACCACGCGCGAGUCUUUCCAGAGCUCCAUCUACGCCACGACGUUGGUGCAGGCGAGCGAGUCGCUGCUCAAGCUCGUUUCUGAAAUGAAGUUGUCCCUGGCACUUGGCGACUUCGAAGGCAUGAGCCAAAACGUCGACACGACCUCCGAUGAACUGCUUAAACGAUGCGAUGACGUGGACGCGCAGAUUUCGCACUUGAGCUCGGACAUCUCGUCAGCGCUGUUCGAGCUGGAGAAUCAUUUCUACCAGUCCAAGUGGCGAUUGCCGCCCACGACAGACAGUGAGGAGUCCUCCUAAGGAAUUUGUUAUGCGUAGUAAUACAACAAGAAAAGCAAACGCAGACUUUUGAAGGGCCAGAUCUCAAUAGAUUGAGACCUGGCUUGAUUGAUCAAUGCAGCUUUAUCAGACGGUAAUGCCAGUCGCACUAGCAGUA
Molecule: messenger RNA, 565 nt
Organism: Phytophthora nicotianae INRA-310
Lineage: Eukaryota; Oomycota; Peronosporomycetes; Peronosporales; Peronosporaceae
Exons: 2
Coding region: 31-429 (132 amino acids)
Biological process (GO): regulation of transcription by RNA polymerase II
Cellular component (GO): mediator complex
Molecular function (GO): transcription coregulator activity
Source: RefSeq, a predicted model, not a curated record